Molecule: messenger RNA, 6768 nt
Organism: Eremomyces bilateralis CBS 781.70
Lineage: Eukaryota; Fungi; Ascomycota; Dothideomycetes; Eremomycetales; Eremomycetaceae
Exons: 3
Coding region: 212-6592 (2126 amino acids)
Biological process (GO): piecemeal microautophagy of the nucleus; reticulophagy; autophagosome assembly
Cellular component (GO): phagophore assembly site; extrinsic component of membrane
Molecular function (GO): phosphatidylinositol-3-phosphate binding
Source: RefSeq, a predicted model, not a curated record
CACUCUUUGAUUCUCAUAUAUUAACCUUUGUAUCAUCCAGACGCCCACCUCUGACUUUCUGUCGUGCCACCCUAUUGCCCUCGUGCCCAACUCUGCGGCCCUCACCUCAUCGGAAUACCUGGCACGCACAGCUGCGCCCAUGGCUCUCUCUCAAAACAGGAUCCUUCUGCACUCUUGAUUGCGGGUUUGGCCCGAGGACCCUGAACCCUCCAUGUCGUUCAUCCCGUAUUCCAUCCAGCGGCGGGUCCUUCGCUAUGCCCUAUCUCAUAUCGAUGUGCUCGACACCGACGCACUUGACCUGGACAGCUUGGACAUCGCGUGGGGAAGGAAGAACGUCGUAGAGCUUCGCGAUGUCGCGCUGCGCACACAGAAAUUGCUAUCGAUUCUCCAUCUACCCCCGAAUUUCGAGCUAUCCAAAGCUACCGUACGUCUUCUCCGGGUGUCCAUCCCAACUGAUCUUCAUGCGACACCCAUCCGAGUCGAGGCGCGAGGUGUCGAGCUCAAAAUCACCAUUAAGCCGGCGGCACAAGCUGGAACAGGACAGCCUAGUCCAUCUAAGUCGAGUGCUCACGGCGAAGAGGAAGGCCUUCCGACUGCUCAAGAUUUGGCAAAGUCCUUCUUAGCUGAGGAACCGGCAGACGAGAAGAAAGAAUUAGAAGCGGCCUUGGAGUCCCAGUCGAUGCACCUUUCCGACUCGGAAUCUGAAGACGAUCUUGCUUUCGGCACUGGGACUGGCAUCAGUCUCCCCAUUUUCCUGACGAGCUGGUUAAAGGGCGUUGGCGACAGGUUAGAAUUGACCGUCCGGGAUAUUGACUGCUUUCUUGAUCCUGGUCCUCUAUCAAACGAAAGUUUUCCCGCGAUAAGCAUCAAGGAUGACUAUGAAGCAUGCCUUCGACUUCACAUCGACGAUAUCGGGAUCGAAGGGGUUACUACCGGGUCAUCUCCAACUCCUCAAGUAAAAGAACCUGGUCCUCGGAGACGAGUGGUACUCCAAAAUGUGAUUGCCUCAUUGAUUGCGGACUCAAGGUUGUUCAAUACGCAAACUACGUCCACCGUACCGUCUGUCGCAUCCCCGUCAGCCAAUCGUUCUGUUUCAGGGAGUGCGACCUCGGGAUCUCUACCCGGUUCAGAAAUUCGGCAUAGAACGUCGUCUCCGCAAACUUCUCGAUCCGCCGUCCGCAGUCCCACAGCUUCCAUUUCAGGCCACUCUCCGACGAUUCGGCAAAAUCGUUCGGAAAGUCUAAGGGAUUCGAUUAUUACCCAAGAUGCCGACCGAUUCGCCGAUGCAGAUGACGAUGGUCAUGAUCCGGUUUCAACGCGGAAUGUUAGCUCUAUGCCUCUUCCCGGCGAUAACGGCUCCCCCACGAUCUUGGAGCGCGAGAUUGACGACGUUGGCAUAGCCUCCGUCGGAGACUCUUUUUGGGAAGACGAUCCAGAACUGACACAGUCUGUAUCAUUCCAUGAUUGGCGAACCCGAAGGCAACUUCAAAGCCGCCGGUCUGCUUCUGAUAGUGGGAGUUCUCAGUCCCUACCACUGCGGCUUGCCAAUCUCGUGACUUCAGCAAAUACUGAUGCGCCUCUCUGGUCGUCAAGGUCUUUGGAUCACGUAGCGGAAGGUCAAGGGAUUCUACUCUCUCAGUCGGAACCACUCGCCGCUAAAUCAUCACUGCCAUCUGACGAGGCAUCCAGCCAGGGCUCUGGCAUCCAUUAUCAUGAACCGUCAUUAACAAAAGUUCCAUCGUCAGGCAAUUCUUCAGGCUCCGACAUGGGCGAACUUGCCGAGUCCCAAUUGUUCACUCACGAGCAGGCCGAAAGUAUGUAUAUGAGCGCAAUGAGCCAAGCACCUCCCCAGGUUGACUCGAGACAUGGAGUCCCUGGUGCGUGGGAGGCAUCUCCGCCCGUAUCUGACUCUGGACAACCCACUAUUGCGGAUGUCUCGGGGGCGGGACCAUCUCAGCCUCCUACACAAGAUUCGGAUGAGCGAGACUGCGUGACGCCAAGACCUAGGAGCCCAACGUCGGACGGGGGCGCGAAUACCACUACAUCCUCCUUUUUUGCACCUCCAGUCCACGAUGAUGGCGUGGCCGAAAGCGUUCAACCGGUCGACGAGAAUACGGAAGGUUUGCCAAAGACUGUCCGCGAUUUUCUCAAAGUGGACGAGCUUCUUGUCUGGAUUCCCUCCGAAGAAGAGGUCGAUCCGCCUGUGGCCGGGCCUUCAGAAGAUGCGCCGAAGCAUCGACCCUCAGAAAUGACGUUACCAAACACGGGCAUCGAAGGAUCGUUCUCCCAAUAUGCAUCUGCCACCGCAGCACGGCGUCGACCCUCGAUCAAUGAUCCUUGGCAGUCUACUGCGUCCAUUCGAGCUGAUAGCCGUUCGGAAGAAUCGGGUACCGCCUUUGAAGCUAAAAAUCCACUGGGGUUAGAGGCAUCGACGAUAACUUCCCACCUGGAUACUCUUACAAGUCGUAUCCUGUCCGUCCUCAUCCUAAAGCUUCUCCGCCAGCUAGACACUGGAUUGUCCACGUCGGAUUCGUCGGAUCCGUCGGAUGCAUCCCCAAGCCACACACCUGCACCUCUGAAUUUCCAGGUCAAGGACUUUAUCUUAUCGUUUGUUGAAGAAAUGUCAGAAAGUAUCGACUGUGAUCCUGACCCAGACAACUAUCCUUCACCGAAUCGACGAGCCAUCCUCGUUGUGGAUAUGAAAAAUAUUGACAUUUCUAUUGACGACUUUCUGCACCCGUGUAAAUGUCGCUUAGAUAUCGGACGUUUUGAGCUUGGGAAUACAAGUUACAAGAUACUUUCCUUUGAUGACUCGGCAAGCUUGAGAACAUCCACUAGGGUGCUGAAGGAAGUCCAAGCGAAAGCUAUAUCUGCAUGGGUGCACAAAAAGGCGAAUACCUUCGAUAUUGGAGUUUCCACGCUUCCAGUUAUCUUCAAUUUGGAUAUGCCUCUAUUGGACGAAACAUUGAGUGCAUUUGGAGGGUUGAGCGGAGUCCUGGAAUUGAGCAAUUCGAUCAGUUCGAACAGUCCUACUCCAAUUAUUACGCCGAAGAAACCCAAAUCGCAGGGUGUUCAUUUCGCUCCUUCAACUCCGACCGUGAGCCCGCCCACGAGCGAUGCUGCAGCCAAAAUAAAACUGAAUGCCCGUAUUGCGGGCUUUACCUUCACUCUCGCCGGCAGGUCUGCUUCCGUUGCGCUUCGAACGACCGCCAUUAAGCUCGUGUUCCGGGAGACCGUUUUUGGCGCGCAGAUAGAUGCCGUUCGAUUGACAUGCGCAAAUGACUUUUCAGGGCAGAACGGCCCCCCUGUUACGGUGGAUAUCGACAACUCGCGUCUCGAAUUCCGUUUCGCACCGGAAGAAUCAGACCUGACGAGGCUCGUGUCCCUGAUUACCCCAUCCAAGGACAAGUAUGAGGAUGAUGACGACAUAUUGCUUGAGAUCCUUUUGAGACAACGCAAAAGAGGCCCUGUUGUUCGCUUGACGUCCUCUGCUGUCCGCAUCAACAUCGUCAACCCUGAAGGCCUUGAUCAGAUGCGGUCGUUGAACGAAGAGAUCACCAAACUUUCGACCGUCACCAAGUACCUCCCUGAAGAUGAUAGUCCCGGGCCGUUGAUCCUCUGUCUUAUCAAGGAUAUCGACCUCGAAAUGCCCGUAAAUGCUCGCUUUGGGAGUGCUCGGGUGAAGUGCAAAAACGCUCAGGUUGCACACGUCGUCUUCCCACCCCUUUCAGCCGUAGAGGUCGGCACUAUUUCGGUUUUCCGAGGCGACGAUGAAGAAAUCAUCAAACCGGUCCUACGUUUCCCGGCCUCCGAGGACUCUGCCAUGAUCAUGGCGCGCAUGGUUGGCGGCGAGAUGGAGCCGACGGUUAAAAUCAAACUGCACAACCUUUGCUGUGAAUACAAUGUCAGUACUGUCAUGGCAAUACUUGGUCUUGACGAAGAAGGAACAGUUGAAGAACUCACAACGGAACUCGCAUUAUCUAUCGCCACAAUCACGAUGGACUCUGAGAAUGUGUCGACCCGACAACCUAGCCCAGAGAAGCUCGAGCGAAAACCAUUACAAUUGGAUAUUUUGCUCCGAGAUUGUGCGGUGGGGUUAAACCCGUAUGAUUCUACUGCAAAGGCACUGUUUCUUUGUACGAACACCAGGCUCCAUGGCGCGCUGCCCAUCGAUCACCCUAUCAAGGCCGUCCUGGAUAUCCGAAAGGCAUCUUUGCUGCUGAUUGACGACGUUGAGAGGUUAGAUGAAUUCGUAGAAAGACCCCCAAGACAACCGGCGAUGACCUUUGGCGAAAGCAAGCAUGCACGAGAUCUACAAGAUCAAGGCUAUGUUUCCAUUGGUGUCAUCUCUGCUGCCCAGGCAGUAAUCCAGGUCGAUGAGGCCGCUGAUGGAGCAAAGGCAGUUGAGGUGGACUUCAAAGAUGAGCUGUUCGUAAUGGAAACAUGUGCCGACUCGACUCAAACUCUCAUCGGUAUGGCCAGCGGGUUGAAGCCGAAAUCCCCACCAAUAAGCGAAGAACAGAAGUAUCGAACACAGGUGGUGCCCAUGGAGGACAUGAUGGCUUCGUUUACUGGCGAUGCAUUUGUGGAGAAAGAAGAACUCGAAGAAGAAUCGCGGUCUCCGGAUGAGGUCGACCUAACUGCCGAUGAUUUCUUCGCCGACAUGGAGUUUGUGGGCAGUUUCUACCAUCCGAAUUCUGAUCACGCUUCAGAUCGAGUUGAUCAAUAUUCUCUUGGAGAACGCCGACCCCUGGGGCCAAGGACGAGUGGACGGAAUAUCAACAGAGUCGGUGCAUUUCAAGGCACGAUCCUGGCCGAAUCUACACCCGAACGCAUAGAUUUCGAAGAGAAUCACAUUAUUUCACAUCCUCGGAUUCGGCGCGGACGAGUGAAGUGGGACUCGAUAAACAACAAGUUCCUCGAUCCCGACGAAUCCAAUCGCAAAUGUGCACCUCUCAAACUCCGCGUUCGAGACGUUCAUUUCAUUUGGAACCUUUUCGAUGGCUACGACUGGCCCAAAACCCGGGAUGUCAUUGGAAAAGUUGUCCAGGAUAUUGAGUCUAAAGCGGAGGAACGCCGCCGGAAACGACGCAUCUCCGCAGAGCCUGAGGAUGAAGAGUCUGCCGUUGGGGAUUUUCUCUUCAAUUCUAUUUGGAUUGAAGUGCCCCCGAAUCGCGAAGCCGCGGACCUCCGUCGUCAUAUCAACCGAAACAUUGACGAUGCAGCAAGCGAAUCGGAAAGUUAUGCUGUCUCAAAUUCGACCACAAGGACUGCAACCAGACAGAAUCCGGCUCCACGAAAACGCAGGAAGCUCAGAUUGGAAAGAAGCCAACACCACAAGAUCACUUUCGAAUUAAAAGGAAUAUCGGUUGAUCUAAUAGUAUUCCCUCCCGGUUCCGGCGAAACGCAGCAGUCCCUGGUUUUGCAGGUUCAUGACCUGGAAAUCUUCGAUCAUGUACCGUCAUCAACAUGGAAGAAGUUCUGCACUUAUAUGCACGACGCUGGCGAACGAGAAACCGGUAGGCCGAUGAUACAACUGCAAGUUUUGAACGUCCGCCCUGUACCCGAACUCGCCGCUUCAGAGCUAGUUAUCAAGGUAAAUGUAUUGCCACUGCGUCUCCAUGUGGACCAAGACGCGCUGGAGUUCAUCACGCGAUUCUUCGAGUUCAAGGACGACACAAAACCACACAAGGGAUCAGCUACCCCCAGCGAUGAUUUGUUCAUCCAGAGGAUGGAGAUCAAUACUGUCCGACUCAGAUUGGACUACAAACCGAAGAAGGUCGACUACACGGGCCUACGAUCUGGUCACACCACCGAAUUCAUGAACUUCUUUAUCCUUGACCAAGCCGAUAUUCUCCUUCGAAGAGUCAUCCUCUAUGGCGUUUCUGGACUCGAUAGGCUCCACAACAUGCUGAAUGAUAUCUGGGUGCCCGAUGUCAAGAGAAAUCAACUCCCCAAGGUCUUGGCUGGACUGGCUCCGGUUCGACCCUUCGUCAAUGUUGGCGGCGGUGUGCUUGACUUGGUUACCAUCCCCCUGCGAGAAUACAAGAAAGAUGGUAGAAUAGUCCGAAGCAUUCAGAAAGGAGCCGCUUCAUUUGCCCGAACCACCACGGGAGAAUUGGCCCGGCUAGGAGCUAAAGUUGCUUUUGGAACGCACGACUUGCUCUCUGGCGCGGAAGGCUUGCUGUCACCUACCACUGUUGCAGGGCCAUCCACGCCCCGUGGUGAUUCGGACUGGGAAGUAGCGUCUUAUCCACCAGGGAGCAUUUCUCCUGCGACGGAUGCUCAGCGGGCCGUCUCUCAUUAUUCAAACCAACCGAUGGGCGUGUUCGCAGGAUUACGAGGGGCUGCAAGGAGUUUGGAGCGAGACCUGUUGACGACCCGAGAUGCCAUUGUGGCGGUACCGGCGGAGGUGAUCGAGAGUGAAAACCCCACUGGUGCAGUAGCAGCGAUGGCGCGAAGAGCGCCAACAGUUAUUCUACGACCCGUCAUCGGAGCGUCCAAAGCAAUUGGAUUGACUCUGUUAGGGGCAAGCAAUGCGCUGGAUAAGGACAGUCAAAGGAAGAUGGAUGAGAAAUACAAGCGAUAUUGACCAUAACGGUUCCAGACGCGGUGCGUUGCGAGACGAUUGAUGAUUUGAUAUUGCAUAGCGAGUGGAUUUUGAGGCACACCUUCUAGCGCAUAGCAUGAUCGGCAUUUGGACACGGCGUCAGAGAAUUGAAGACUACGAAAUAUACAUGGCAACUCGGGUCGAAGAGGACCGGAAGU